UGUCCUUGAUUUUAAUCUAUUUUUGAUAAACUGCCCCUCGUCAGAAUGUCUCAGCAGGCUGGAUAUUCGCCCAGCUUCAAGCGACCGGCUGAAAUCAUGCGAAUGAGGAGGAAAAGAGCCCGAAGCGACGCCGGAGUUUUCUCCAGCCCGAGCGGCCAGAGUUCCGCUGACAGUCCGGGACAAAGUAGCUCGUCUCCGGCCUGCGUUCGGCCCUUCUCCCCGGGACCGCUUUUCAAUACGCAGAACCGUUCCGGAGGUGGAAUAAAACGCAGAAACCCGUUUGCCAACAUUGAAAAUACUUUCAGCCCCAAAAAGAAACUUCUCAUUUAUAACGAGGAGGAUGGCGGCGGCAGUGCAGCAGCUGUGGACGGUUACAAGAAACCGACAGAAAAGGAGGGAGAUGAAGAAAUGUCAACGAGGAAAGUAGGGCUGUCUUUCACUGCCAGGUUGACUGAGGCAGAAAAACGGGAAGAUAUUGCCAGUAAGAAGAGUUUCUCUGAAGAUGAUUCUCUAUUCGAAGAGGAGGAGGAAGAUAUUGAACCCCCACUGCUGAAGAGCCCCCAGGCCAUUGCUCCUGCAUCCAUAGCUGUUCCUGUAUGCACAGAGUUUCCAGCAGACUGGAGCCUGAAGACUCGCCUCCUCUUCACUUCCCCGCUCACCCUCUCAUGGGCAGAGCAGCCCAAAGCCCAGGAGGAAGCUCUGGGGCUCAGCCAGCACUGCAGGGCUCAGUUUAGCAGCCUGCCUCACAGCCUGCAGGAUCCCAGGUCCUGCUCGGAGCUUCGUUGUGCCUUCCAGCAGAGUCUGGUGUACUGGCAGCAUCCCUCUCUGCCCUGGCUCUCUAUGUUUCCCAGGAUCAACGCUGAGAGGAGCUUUACCGGGAAGAGCACCCCAUGGGCUCAGGAUGCAGCACUACAGCAGAGUCUCAUGAGGGAAUGGUCAGUCAGUCUGUCAUCUCUCUACAGUCUAAUUAAGUCCAGACUGUGUCCAUACUUCUACCUCUGCUCCUAUCAGUUUACAGUGUUGUUCAAGGCAGCAGGUCUCGGGGGAUCUGGCAACAUCACUGCUUUAAUUUCUCCUACAACUCGAGGUCUCAGACAAGCAAUGAAGGCUGAAGGUAUAGAGUUCAGUCUCCCUCUAGUGGAGGAGAAGAAGAAGAGCAGGGAGCACCAGGAUGAAGAGAAGGAGCCCAAGGAAAAAGAGGAGGCGUGCUGUGAUCUGAAGGACGAUGAAGACUGUCAGACACAUGAUGACGAAGAUGAAGAUGAAGAUGGCAGCUUCUCCUGGCUGAAGGAGAUGGGAGUCCAGGACAAAAUCAAGAAGCCAAAUGGCAUCACCAUACAACUUCGUAAGGAGGGUCACGCUGUGUCUCUGGACCAUAAACCAGAGUCUGUGGUGUGCGUGGAAGGAUCUCACACUUUCACCCUCAUCAACUUCCUCAUCAACUGUAAGAGCGUGGUGGCUGCAGCCGGUUCCCAGGCGGGUUUACCUCCAACACUGCUGGCUCCCGUCGCUUUCAGAGGAGCUACAAUGCACACACUGAAGGGCCGCAGUGUGAACGUGAAAAGUCAGGUUGGUUCUACCUACCAGAACAUCAGCAGUCUGGAGAUCACAGGACCUAUCCUCCCCUCCUCCCUUCACACCAUCACAACUCUUCUUCGACCUGCACAGAAAGGAAACUUCUCAGCUUCUCUGUACACGCACGCACCUACCGCUGUCAUGAACAUACAAUCCGCCAAGCAACAGGUUGCUGAUGGGUCACUGGACCUGUCUGGUUGUGGUCUUCAUCCCUCUUCCAUUCAGCAGCUGCAGCAGCCGUCCUCCCUGGGGAAGACUGCUCUGACCCACAUCAACAUGAAGAACUACAGCUACACCUGGAAGAACUAACAUUCUUCAAACUGUCUGUCCUCUCAGAGCAGGAAAACAUGUGACAGCAGCUUUUGUGUUGUUGGUCUUAACAGCUGCGCCACUCCUGAGUGUUUUAGCGAGAUUGCUCUUGUUCACAUUAGAAACCGACUGUUUAUCUUGAAAAGAAUUUAAAAUAGAUUUUAUCAACUUGCACUAUGUUUUUACAAUUUUAUUUUUACUGUUUUUUCCCCCCAGUGUGACUUUUAACAAAGUUAAGUGCCGGUUGCAUAAUUUCAGGUUGUGUCCCAAACUGCAGUACUAAUGAAAUAAACACAUUCAGUGAUUUACUGAG
Molecule: messenger RNA, 2197 nt
Organism: Stegastes partitus (bicolor damselfish)
Lineage: Eukaryota; Metazoa; Chordata; Actinopteri; Pomacentridae
Gene: donson
Product: DNA replication fork stabilization factor DONSON
Exons: 12
Coding region: 46-1884 (612 amino acids)
Biological process (GO): nuclear DNA replication
Cellular component (GO): nucleus
Source: RefSeq, a predicted model, not a curated record